GAGCGUUCACCCUGGACAGGUUUGAGUAUUUUCCUUUUGUUUCAGAAUUAACUUAAUCGCUUUCCGUGGAAAACGUUUGUAAUAUUGAUUCGGUAUGCCACUUGAUUUCGAAAAAAAGCGAGGAAUUAUGGUGCAUUGACUUGGCUAUGGGGCAACACGACCAUUGUAUCAGUAGUGAUGCCAUGCAAAUUACAACACCUGCUGUCAGCAGGCAUCCCACCUGAGAGACCGGUUGGCCCAAUAUAGGAGCUACCAUGUGGCCUGUUCUGAAGCUGCUCCUGCUACAAGCCAUCUGCUCUGCCCAGAGAGGCGUCCUCACCGAGGGGAAGCAGACCCAGCAGGCAGGCCACGUGUCGGUGGUCAUCGUGGGGGGCACGGGGGACCUGGCCAAGAAGUACCUGUGGCAGGGGUUCUUCCAGCUGUACACCUCGCAGGCCGGCAGCGGACACACCUUCUCCUUCUACGGCGGUGGCCUGUCGCCAGACGACCAGGGCACGCCCGUACUCUUCGACAUCCUGAAGCAUGUGGCCUGUUCCCCGGACACGCCCGUGGAGCGCUGCGCUCUGCUCAAGGACCAGUUCCUGCACCUGGUGCAGUACCGGCAGCUGAAGACCCCGGAGGACUACCGGGCGCUGGGCCGGCACAUCCAGGAGACCCUGCAGGGGGAGGGCAUGGUGGAGGCGGGCCGGCUCUUCUACCUCUCGGUGCCGGCGUUCGCCUACGCGGACAUCGCCGACCAGGUGAACAGCAGCUGCCGGCCGGCUGGCGGAGCGUGGUUGCGGGUUGUUCUGGAGAAGCCGUUCGGUCAUGAUCUGAGCAGCGCACAGACACUGGCCACUCAACUCGGGGGCUCCCUGAAGGACGAGGAGAUGUACAGGAUCGACCAUUACCUGGGGAAGCAGGUUGUUUCAAAUAUACUGCCGUUCAGAAAAGUCAACCAGAAGUUUUUGGAUCCUAUUUGGAACAGGCAACAUAUUGAGAGAGUGGAGAUUGUACUCAAAGAGACCCUGGAUGUAAAAGGUCGGAUUCCUUUCUACGACCAGUACGGGGUGAUCCGAGAUGUGAUGCAGAACCAUCUCACUGAGAUCAUGACCUUGUUGACCAUGAAGGUGCCCCAGAUUCUCAGCAGCUCGGAGGAGGUCCUCCGCAACAAGCUCCAGAUCUUCAGCCAUCUGCAGCCCGUGGGCACCAAGCAGGCCGUGAUUGGCCAGUACCAAGCCUAUACAGCGGAGGUCCGAGAGGAGCUGAACAAGACCACCGAUCAGUUCAGUGUCACACCAACCUUUGCUGCGGUCAUGGUGCACAUUGAUUCCGCGCAGUACGACGGCGUGCCCAUCGUCCUGUCCUCGGGGAAGAUGUUGGACGAGCGGGUGGCCUACGCACGGGUUCUCUUCAAGAAUGACGUCUUUUGUGUGCAGAACCCCGACCACAUUCACUGCAAGCCCAAGCAGAUCAUCUUCCACUUUGGACACGGCAGUCUGGAGCACCCGGCCGUCCUCGUCACCAAGAACCUCUUCAAGCCGGAGCUCGUCGACGGCGAGUGGAGGGAGGUGACGGAGCACAAAGACACCACUGUCCUGGGCUUCCCCUUCUCGGACUACUACGUGCAGGCCCCCAAGGUGCAGCGCGAGCCGUACGCGGAGCUGAUCGGCCACAUACUAAGCGGGAGGAAGGACUGUUUCAUCAGCGCCGAGAACCUCCUGGCCUCCUGGGGCUUGUGGACCCCACUGCUGCACAGCCUGCGGGGCUCCUACCCCCGCAUCUACCCGGGGGGCGAGGCCAACGGCAACCUGCUGGACCUGCGCUUGAGCGCCACGGAGCUCAGCUACGCCAGCGACUCGGUGGUCAUCAUCAGCCCCGAGACCAUGGGCGGCACGGCGUCGGAGAGCUUCCAGGUGACGCAGGGGAAGUUCCGCGGCGACGACAUGGUGUCGGCCUGGGGGGAGGAGCUCAUCGUGCGGCUGGCCACCGACCUGCAGGCGGCGGCGGAGGCGGCGGUGAGCGAGGGCGGGGCCUUCCACCUGGCGCUCUCCGGCGGCUCCAGCCCGCUGGCGCUCUUCGAGCGGCUGGCCCAGCACCACCUGAGCUUCCCCUGGAGGGAGACCCACGUGUGGAUGGUGGACGAGCGGUGCAUGUCCCUCCGGGAGCCCGAGUCCAACUUCCACAGCGUGCACGAGCACCUGCUGCAGCACAUCCGGAUCCCGUACUACAACAUCCACCCCAUGCCGGUGAUGCUGCGCCAGCGGCUGUGCGUGGAGGAGGACGGCGGAGCGCUGCUCUACGAGAAGGAGAUCGCCCACGCCGUCAACGGCUCGGCCUUCCACUUUGUACUGCUGGGCGUGGGGCUGGACGGCCACACGGCCUCCCUGUUCCCCGGGGAGAAGGCCCAUGAGAGGCACGGGGACAGCCUGGUGGCGCUGACGGAGAGCCCCGUCAAGCCCCACCAGCGCAUGAGCCUCACGCUCAAGGCCAUCAACAAGGCCCAGAGGGUGGGCCUGCUGGUGAUCGGCAAGCUGAAGCACGAGCUGCUGACCCAACUGAGCCGGGUGAAGAACAAGCCCAACAAGUGGCCCAUCACCGGGGUGCACCCGGCCAACGGCAAGCUGGUCUGGUACCUUGACUAUGAUGCACUUUUAGGGUAAAGGGAUCACAGCGUCUGUUUACUCCUUUUUGAACUUUGUGCUGGCUUUUGACCUAUAAUGCUUAGAGUAAAACUACAAUUUGACCUCCCCCAAAAUCAUUUUUUCCACCCCGAAUGAUCCCCAAAACACUAUUUUUGGUCCAGAAAUAGCAAAUAAAUUGCUGCUCUUAACAGCUUAGACCAGCAGUUUACAUGCAUAGCCAUUUAUACAUUUUUUAGAGCUAUCAAAUAUGCAUGGCUGUUUGCAAACAUCCAACCUUUCUUUGAACUUGGUGUUGUAAUUUGUAUUGAGGUACUUUGAUACAAUACCCAUUUGCUUGAGUCUGGAUCAGAUGCCUGAUACAGCGAAGGGUUAAGGAAAACUCAAAGAUUGUUUAUUUCAUCCUAUUUUGAUUCAUUCGAUUUUCCAGGUUUUUAUGGUUUGUAUGAUUUACAAUUUAUGAAAAUGAUUACAGGGUUAGGGAUCAGGGUCUAAAAUACGUAGCAGUCGGACAAUCUAUCGAUUUAUACUACUAAUUGUGUGUGUGAGAAAUGUCUUUCAAAUUAAAUCUCAGGUGAGUAAAAUCUACUAAGCUGCAUUGUAGAAUUAUAUUUUUAUACUGUUGGGACUCUUCUAAUGGUGGUUUUAAAGCACAUUGCCUAGGUGUGUGUUUUAUCCUCAUUUUCUUUGAGAUUUGACUUGCAUUAAAACAUUACUAUUAAAUAUAGUAAAGAUUUAUUGUAAAUUCUAUGUAGCCAUAGUUCAUUGAUAUCCAGCUUUAGAUUUUUAACAUUAGCCUCGAUCCUCAUCCUAGUCAUACGGAUGGAUCAAAAGCCAAAUGUUGAAUGAAUCCUUUUAGCAUUGAGCGUGUUGAACUAAACGGCACCCAUUGAAAAGGUCAACCAAAAGAGUUUAUAUUUGGCAUAGUUUCAGACUGAAGCUUAGAAUGUGUAGGGAGGGGGUCGAAAGCAGUCCGUCGACAACCAGUUUUAGACAGGUAUUUUCCCAUGACAUCUGAACUAUGUACUGCCGCCAGUGAAAUGUCGGAUGCCAAUAUGAAGCUAGAAGGAGUUACAGCCACAUAUUAUCAAGUUAAUUGUUUAUGCAUCUUGUUGCAGUUGGAUGAGGAAAGUUUGCUUACGGGUAAACAAAAAAUGAAUAUCUGAUGAGAAGAAAGUCUUGGUAAGAAGAAAAAUUUGGGUUUUCUGAAUGAGAAAUGGUCUAUGUGGCCUUGCUAAAAUAAUCAAUAUUUAUAUUUGAGAAAAUAAUUUAUUUUGAGUGCCUAAAUAGGCACUCUUUUAUUGAGUUCAAGAUGGUGGCAUGACCAAAAUGCCCAAAUCACAAGCAAAAGUACACAAUACCCUAGAAAGCUGUUAAUGUACUGUUAAAUAAUUAAAUUGUAAGGCAUGCAGUGGAUAAAUGAAACAAUUCCUCUUUACACAACUUGUGUGUACUUUAUCAAUAAAACAGAAUCAAUAAAACUAAA
This is a messenger RNA of Gadus morhua (Atlantic cod), 4107 nucleotides long. RefSeq names its product hexose-6-phosphate dehydrogenase (glucose 1-dehydrogenase) (gene h6pd). NCBI's taxonomy places the organism in Eukaryota, Metazoa, Chordata, Actinopteri, Gadiformes, Gadidae. The transcript is spliced from 5 exons. Gene Ontology annotation, molecular function: glucose-6-phosphate dehydrogenase activity; 6-phosphogluconolactonase activity; NADP binding. The record is from RefSeq and is a predicted model, not a curated record. Gene Ontology annotation, cellular component: endoplasmic reticulum. Gene Ontology annotation, biological process: glucose metabolic process; pentose-phosphate shunt, oxidative branch; pentose-phosphate shunt. The coding region runs from base 255 to 2642 and encodes 795 amino acids.